AUGAAUGGGCUUCUCUGGGUGCGUCUGCAGCAGUAUCGUCGUUUGAUUAAUGUCACAAAUUUAUGGGAUAGGCUCGCGCGAUGGCUCAACGCGCCGACUACAGCUCUACCGUUAAUCAGGGAAAAUAUUCUAGUUAAUCAUAACGGUCGCCUUGAAGGCAAAUGGCAGCUAUCUGUCAAGUCUUUCCGAUCCACACUCUCUCAGUCAGACGGUUCUCAGGUUCCCUCGGAACGGUCGAUGUGUGCACUGACGAUGGGCGAAAAUGUUUUCGUUCUCUUGGAUGACCCUGGCGCUCCCUCUCGGAUAGAGGCAGAGAACCUCACCCCGCUUCCCACCCAUUACCGAAAUACAUUCCUGACUCUCAGCCCUCCCGGGGCACUUGAGCAUCUCCUUGCCCAGCUCAAGGCGCGCUGGGUUUCGGUUCGACAGUCCACCGCCUAUACUGCACCGAGAACCCAAGCAGCUGGGCCACAGCUUCUUAUUGACGGGCACGUCUUCUCCAUUGGAACUGACUGGAUCGUGCGCAUAGGCAAUGUUGUGCUUUCAGGUGGUGCAGUUAAAGGGAUGCUCUUAGAAGCGGAAUACCUUCCUCUGCCCGUCCUGCGCUCCCCGUUGCAAGACGGUACAUCCGAGCUCUUGUCAAACCUCCUAACUUCAAUCCUACCCAAUAUUCGGGAUGCCAAGACAGUCGCCAUCACCAUCAGCGAUUCGCAGUGGGAGGAUGUCCUGUGGAACCGUGAGGAGGAAGAGAAGAAGGGAAAGCAAAGCGAAGAGGAGCGUAUGGACAAGGACGAUAUUUAUGUGUACGGGGAUGAGGAGGAGGACGGAAAGCGGCAGCCUCGAGACUGGACAGGCGUCGACCGAGAUCGCCGGUCAGCUUUCCUGAUAAUGGGGGCUCUGCGUUCUGAGGGUAUCUUGUAG
Guyanagaster necrorhizus is the source of this 921-nucleotide messenger RNA. RefSeq lists its product as uncharacterized. Gene Ontology annotation, molecular function: transcription coregulator activity. Bases 1 to 921 code for a protein of 306 amino acids. The record is from RefSeq and is a predicted model, not a curated record. NCBI's taxonomy places the organism in Eukaryota, Fungi, Basidiomycota, Agaricomycetes, Agaricales, Physalacriaceae. Gene Ontology annotation, biological process: regulation of transcription by RNA polymerase II. The transcript has 3 exons. Gene Ontology annotation, cellular component: mediator complex.